AUGCCCAAUCGUCCAAACUCCGGCAGUGCUCGGACCCCCACCGACCCCAAGCGUCCACGAGCCAGCGCAUCACAAGACCAGCAAGAUGACCCCCCACCGUGCCCCUAUCCAAGACUUGAAGCCGCGUGUCUCCCGCCUGAAGUCGUAGCAAUCCCGCACAUUCUCAAGCAGAUCGACAUCUUCCUAAUGACCGAAGACGAAGCUCUCAUCGAGGCGGCCAAGACGGGGGACGCAGAGUGGCUCGAAGAACUGCUCGAUGACGUCGGCGAAAACAGCGUGAUAGACGCCAUCGUGGAGGCCUCUGGCUGUGGCCACGCUAACUGCGUGGAAGUGCUGCUGGAAGAGUACGCGUUCCGGAACGUUAAGGCCUACACUUGCUGGGAAAAUUUACUAAAAGCGUUCGAGGAAGCCGCUACCAACAACCACCUCGAAGUCUUGAAGGUGCUGCUGUCUAAGGUCACCGCUGAUUCAAAUAGGAAGGGUAAAUUGUGUGGCGCUGCGCACGGGGCGUUGCUCAUAGCGGCAGAGCGUGGGUUUCUUGACGUGCUCAAGUACGUGGUGCAAUAUGCAAAAGAGCAUGACGAUCCUCUAUAUGAGCUGCUCUUUUGGGAUUCCACUGCAAUGGCACGGGCCAUUUCCGGCGGCCAGAAGGUCAUGAUGGAGUAUCUGCUGGGCUUGGACGAGUUCUCGUGGGAUCUGCUAGGCGCAUUCGUGGCAGCGGUGGAUGCUGGAGAUAAUUCUCUGGCUGACAGGAUGUACGAGCUGUAUAAGCUGGAGUCCAGAAAGGAAGCGUUUUUGUUCGUCUGGUAUGUUGUGGACACCUUGAUGCUGCUAAGUAUCUGUACGAGACUGAACACAAAGACCCCGAAUUGA
This is a messenger RNA of Phytophthora sojae, 873 nucleotides long. RefSeq lists its product as hypothetical. The record is from RefSeq and is a predicted model, not a curated record. The coding region runs from base 1 to 873 and encodes 290 amino acids. Lineage: Eukaryota; Oomycota; Peronosporomycetes; Peronosporales; Peronosporaceae. The transcript has a single exon. Gene Ontology annotation, molecular function: protein binding.